This is a messenger RNA of Drechmeria coniospora, 3558 nucleotides long. RefSeq names its product DNA mismatch repair protein msh6. Gene Ontology annotation, molecular function: ATP binding; ATP-dependent DNA damage sensor activity; mismatched DNA binding. The record is from RefSeq and is a predicted model, not a curated record. The transcript is spliced from 4 exons. Bases 1 to 3558 code for a protein of 1185 amino acids. NCBI's taxonomy places the organism in Eukaryota, Fungi, Ascomycota, Sordariomycetes, Hypocreales, Ophiocordycipitaceae. Gene Ontology annotation, biological process: mismatch repair. Gene Ontology annotation, cellular component: MutSalpha complex; nucleus.
AUGGCAGGCGACAAGAUUGUUCGCACGCCUGCGCGCGCGCCCAAGUCGACCCCCACACCAUCGUCGUCGAAGCAGCGAUCUAUCGUCUCGUUCUUUCAAAAAUCAUCACCGGCAACUGCAUCACCACCCUGUCUGAAGGAAACGGAGGCGAACUCGCUGCCGCCGCCACCACCUCCGGCGCCGAAGCCAAAGGCCUCAAAACUCUCGACCCCUGUGGCAAGCAGCGACGCCAUCGAGCCCAGCAGCUCCCAGGAAAACGAACGGUUGCCGGCCGUCAUGUCUUCGCAGAGACGUGCAAGUAAUCUGGCCACAUCGAAGGCGGCGGAAGGCUCGAGCCCGACGCGCAAGGCCAAAAAGCCCAUCAGCUACGCCGAAGCGUCCGAUUCCGACGACGAACCAUUCACAUACGCUUCCAAAUCGGCACGGCGUCGGCGGCCCGCCGUCAAGCACGAGGACGAGUACGAGGAGGACGAAAUGCAGCACGACGAUGAUGAUGAUGACAUGGACGACUUUAUAGCCUCCGAAUCCGACGAGGAUAGGCCGAAAAAGCGCAAGCGACCCUCGAAGCCAGUAGCAUCACGAAAGCGUGCCAACGUUUCUUCCCAAGCAUCGUCGCCUCAGCAGCAUCCCGCAGCCGCCGACGCCGACGUCGUGUUGGACGCGGACAUGGAGGCUCCGAUAGACGCGUCGAGUUCUACUGCGGCGCUGUGGAGCUAUGACCCCGAGUCAACCGACAGACGUCCUGUCACGGCCCGUGCCGACCGUGCCAGAGAUCCAACGGGCAAGGAAAAGGCACACACGAGGGAGCCGGAAGACCGCUACCCUUGGCUUGCCAAUAUCAAGGACAAAGAGCGGCGCGCUCGCGGGGACCCGGAUUACGACCCACGCACAAUCUACAUUCCACCCAUGGCCUGGGCCAAGUUCUCGCCCUUCGAGAAGCAGUACUGGGAGAUCAAGCAGAACCUGUGGGAUACCAUCGUCUUUUUCAAAAAAGGAAAGUUCUACGAGCUGUACGAGAAUGACGCCACCGUCGGCCACCAGGAGUUCGACUUCAAGAUGACGGACCGUGUCAACAUGCGCAUGGUGGGCGUUCCCGAGAGCUCCUUGGACCACUGGGUCAACCAGUUCAUCGCCAAGCAGUACAAGGUCGCUCGCGUCGACCAGAUGGAGACCAACCUGGGCAAGGAGAUGCGCGAGCGCCAAGACAAGAACAAAAAGGCCGACAAGGUCAUUUCGCGCCAGCUGGCCUGCGUUCUGACGGCGGGGACUCUGGUCGAUGGUGGUAUGCUUCAGGAUGACAUGGCCGCCUACUGCCUUGCCGUCAAGGAGUCCGAGUUGGAUGGCAUGCCGGCCUUCGGCAUCGCCUUUGCGGACACGGCUACCGGUCGCUUCCAUUUAUCGGCAUUCGUCGAUGACGCCGACUUGACAAAGUUCGAAACCCUCAUUGCUCAGACGGGACCGCGUGAGCUACUUCUCGAAAGGUCGCGCCUGUCCACCAAAGCGCUCCGAAUCCUCAAGAACAACACGAGCCCCACGACUAUUUGGACCCAUCUGAAGCCAGGCAUCGAGUUCUGGGAUGCCGAUGUGUCUCGCAGGGAACUAAACUCAGGAGGCUACUUCGCCGACGACUGGCCCAAAGCCCUGCAGAUGCACAAAGACGACGACCUCGUCAUGUCCGCCAUGGGCGCUCUCGUGUCCUACCUCAAGUUUCUCAAGCUCGAGGGCCCCCUCAUCUCCCAGGGCAACUUUGAAACGUACGACCCGAUCCAAAAGAACGGAACGCUCGUUCUCGACGGUCAGACGCUCGUCAACUUGGAGUUGUUCUCCAACUCGGUCAACGCCGGCACCGAGGGGACGCUGUUUAACCUGCUGAAUAAGUGCGUGACGCCGUUCGGGAAGCGCCUCUUUAGGAAGUGGGUUGCCCAUCCCCUCUGCCACAUCGAUCGCAUCAACGAUCGGUUGGAUGCGGUGGAGAUGAUGAACGCGGAUCCGUCGGUCCGCGAGCAGUUUGCGUCGCAGCUUGUCAAGAUGCCUGAUCUGGAGCGGCUCAUCUCGCGCAUCCACGCUGGCGUGUGCAAGCCCGAGGACUUUGUGCGUGUCUUGGAGGGCUUUGAGCAGAUAGAAUACACCAUGGGCCUCCUCGGCGCGUUCAAGGGCGGCAGCAACCUCGUCGACAAGCUCGUUUUGGCCAUGCCCGACCUCGAAGAACCUCUGAGCUAUUGGCGGACGGCCUUUGACCGCCGCAUGGCGCGGGACGACAAGUUGCUCAUACCGGAGCGUGGCAUCGAUGAAGAUUUUGAUCGGAGCCUGGACAACAUGGAAGAGAUCAAAGGGCAGCUCCAGGAGCUGCUUCGUGCGAAAAAGUCCGAGCUCAAAUGCAAGGGUGUCAAGUUUACCGACGUCGGCAAGGAGAUCUAUCAGUUGGAGGCGCCAAAAGCAGCCAAAGUCCCUUCGAGCUGGCGGCAGAUGUCGGCGACGAAAGAUGUCAAGCGAUGGUACUUUGCGGAGCUCACUCAGCUCGUGCGGGAGCUGCAAGAAGCGGAAGAAACGCAUUCGCAGCUUGUUCGAGAGGUCUCCCUGCGCUUCUUCAAGAAGUUUGAUGUUGAUUAUUCCACUUGGCUGCGCGCCAUUGCGAUUGUCUCGCAGCUGGACUGCCUCGUCAGCCUCGCGAGGACAUCGUCGUCUCUGGGACAGCCGAGCUGCAGGCCGAUGUUUGUUGACGAGGAGCGAAGCGUCGUGGAAUUAGAGGGCUUGCGACACCCCUGCAUGAUGAACAGCGUCGAUGACUUCAUUCCCAACGACAUCAAACUCGGCGGCGACAAGGCAAAGAUCGACCUGCUCACGGGCGCCAACGCCGCCGGCAAAUCGACCGUUCUCCGCAUGACGUGCGUGGCCGUCAUCAUGGGCCAGAUUGGAUGUUUCGUCCCAGCCGUGUCUGCGCGACUUACACCCGUCGAUCGCAUCAUGUCCCGCCUGGGUGCCAACGACAACAUUUUCGCGGCGCAGUCGACCUUCUUCGUGGAGCUUUCGGAGACGAAGAAGAUCCUCGCCGAGGCGACGCCGCGGUCGCUGGUGAUCCUGGACGAGCUCGGACGCGGAACAAGUUCGUACGACGGUGUUGCCGUCGCGCAGGCGGUGCUGCACCACGUCGCGACUCAUAUUGGCUGCGUCGGCUUCUUUGCCACCCACUACCACUCGCUGGCGACUGAGUUUGAGAACCACCCCGAGAUCCGUGCCCGGCGAAUGCAGAUCCACGUCGAUGAGGAGGAGCGCCGGGUGACGUUCAUGUAUAAGCUGGAAGACGGCGUUGCCGAGGGCAGCUUCGGCAUGCACUGCGCGGCCAUGUGCGGCAUCGCGACGCGCGUCAUCGAGAGGGCCGAGGUGGCGGCGAAGGAGUGGGAGCACACGAGCCGGCUGAAGGAGAGCUUGGAAAAGGCCAAGACUGGAUGCUACAUCCCCCUGGGCCUUCUCAGCGAUGUGAGCGCGCUUCUAGGUGACAAGGGUGACGUUGGCAACGGGGCAGUUGGGGUGCUCCUCGAAGCAAUUGAGCGUUUGUAG